GCAGAGCCAGCCGAGUAGAGCUGCAUUGCCGCUGUCUCCUCAGUCCAUGGCCGCCUACUCCUACCGCCCAGGCCCGGGGGCCGGCCCUGGCCCUGCCGCGGGCGCAGCGCUGCCGGACCAGAGUUUCCUGUGGAACGUCUUCCAGCGGGUUGAUAAAGACAGGAGUGGGGUGAUAUCCGACAAUGAGCUUCAGCAAGCACUAUCCAAUGGCACAUGGACCCCAUUUAAUCCGGUGACUGUCAGGUCAAUCAUUUCUAUGUUUGACAGGGAGAACAAGGCUGGUGUGAACUUCAGCGAGUUCACGGGUGUGUGGAAGUACAUCACAGACUGGCAGAAUGUCUUCCGCACCUACGACAGGGACAACUCUGGGAUGAUCGACAAGAAUGAGCUCAAGCAAGCACUCUCAGGUUUUGGCUAUCGGCUCUCUGACCAGUUCCAUGACAUCCUCAUCCGAAAGUUUGACCGACAAGGACGAGGGCAGAUUGCAUUUGAUGACUUCAUCCAGGGCUGCAUCGUCUUACAGAGAUUGACAGACAUAUUCAGGCGCUACGACACAGAUCAGGACGGCUGGAUUCAGGUGUCUUAUGAGCAGUAUCUCUCCAUGGUCUUCAGCAUUGUAUAACCAAGCCUUGCAAAUAUCAGCACAACACGUGAAGAAAAAUCUGAAAAUGCCAAAUCCCUUACCUAUGAUAAAACGGGACAAAAUAAAGUUAGAUGCUGUUCCUCCUGUAGAUUUUGUAUAAUUAAUACUUGGGGACCUGGCUGUACAUAUGUGAAUAAGCUGAUUAGUGCUUUGCUGUAACAGUAGCUGCAUUGUUAUAAUACAAACCUUCGGUUUGCUGACUGUGCCAUGAGUGAAAUGUAAUAAUGGUUCAGAUAUUCUAUAUGCAACAAGUGUAUCGUGUCCUUUUCUAUCUGCAAUUCUGUAAUUGAAAUGCUUUUAUUAGCCAGUAGGAUUUUAAAAUAAUGUGGAACUUGCACAGACUUUUCAUGUGCCUUACUUUUUUAAGAAGGUUCACUGGAGUAUGCAACAUAAGCAAUAAAGUAAUGAUA
Castor canadensis (American beaver) is the source of this 1053-nucleotide messenger RNA. RefSeq names its product programmed cell death 6 (gene Pdcd6). The record is from RefSeq and is a predicted model, not a curated record. Gene Ontology annotation, molecular function: calcium ion binding. NCBI's taxonomy places the organism in Eukaryota, Metazoa, Chordata, Mammalia, Rodentia, Castoridae.